Messenger RNA from Vespa velutina, 3521 nucleotides. It is a transcript of the gene p130CAS, whose product is annotated as breast cancer anti-estrogen resistance protein 1. Bases 446 to 2512 code for a protein of 688 amino acids. Gene Ontology annotation, biological process: cell migration; cell surface receptor protein tyrosine kinase signaling pathway. NCBI's taxonomy places the organism in Eukaryota, Metazoa, Arthropoda, Insecta, Hymenoptera, Vespidae. Gene Ontology annotation, cellular component: cytoplasm; plasma membrane. The transcript is spliced from 9 exons. The record is from RefSeq and is a predicted model, not a curated record. Gene Ontology annotation, molecular function: protein binding.
AACCGUCAGUCUCGCGCACGACUUCGAGGUGGGAGGACGUAUUGUUCCUUAUACUGUUGGUUUGAUUUUUCGACGUGGAAAAAUCGAUCGUACUCGGUGAAUUUCGACGACGCCUCUCAACGUCGACAAGUACGUUCAUGUUACAACGAGAAACUCGAUUUAUCCCUGUACUGAUAAAUAACGUAAAUCGUUCGCGUAUUACGUGAAUAACCUCUACACGUUAAUUCGGAUGUGCGUAGUAUUGUGAAUACAUUCUCUUUUUUUUUUUUUUUGGUGUACAUCGCUUUGAUCAAUCGCUUGGUGUAUAUUAUUAUUCCUAAAGGUGUUUAUUUCGUUCUAUCUACUUUGACCGAAUUUAUUAUGUUACUACCGAACGCGCGUGCGAUCGUCACAUUAUUUUGACCGAAGGUGCGCUCGAUUACGAGAAAAGGACCAACGUUGCAAAAUGUUACCACAGACUCCUGACAUUAUUCCCACCACUCUUAAUCAGCAAAAAUGCGUGAAAGCGCGAGCGUUGUACGACAACAUAGCCGAAGCGCCAGACGAGUUGGCUUUUCGAAAAGGUGAUGUUCUGACCGUACUGGAACAGAAUACGGCGGGUCUUGAAGGCUGGUGGUUGUGCGUCCUGCGAGGUAGACAGGGAAUCUGUCCAGGAAAUCGAUUAAGAAUUUUGGCUGGACAAUAUGAUACUGGAGGUUGUUUGAUCGGUAGCAGAGCUGAUUUGAAUAUUUCGGAAGAUGGUCUACAGAGGCACGGAAAACGCCGCAGUUGGCACGUACAACCAAAUAGGGUCGUGACACCACAAAAGUGCGGCGACGUGUACCUGUACGAUUUACCAGCGAGUCGCGGAAGUCCUGCACCACCCUCCAGACACGAUUCACCCCUCAAUUCGAACAACGAACAUUUGCACAAUACAGGACGAUACAUGACAAGCGCCAGAAGCUCCGUCGACAACGGUGGCGAUGUGACCGACUGUUACGACGUUCCACCACGAGCAAUUCCUGUGAUUCCAUCCCCUGCAAGUAGUCCGAGUCCUGCCCCAUCUUGCUACGAUAUACCAAGGCCACCGACGUCCUGUACUCCAAACUCGAAUUGUUCUGGUGGCUCUGGCAUCACGCCUUUAGAUUGUUACGAUGUACCACGGCCGUUACAACCAUUGACACCAAGUAGUUCAGCUUCCAGUCUGACCAACGAUGGGUCGCUCAGUGGAUCUAAUAGAUCGAGCCUCGCCGCUCCAGAUUACGACGUGCCACGGCCACGUCUUCCAGCAUCAUCGUUACCAUCACGACACAAUACACCUGUCCCUAAAACGCCAACUCCACCGCCACCUCCUAUGCAAACGCAGCAAAUUUACGACGUACCGAUGAACAAGGAACUUCCAUUGGAAUUGGAUGCCGCGUUGGAAGGUCUUCAGAGGUUGCAGAAUGAAGCUUCAGCAGCGAUAGCCAGGUUAUUGGGUUUUGUUAGUCCUGGUUGGAGAACGCCUCAACGAUUGGACGCUACAUUAAUGGAUUUAAGGCUCGCAGCAUUGAGAUUGAGAACGUCAUUACACGAUCUCGCUGAAUUUGCCGAAGGUACGCUCGGUAACGCGGCCAAAGCGCCAGACAAGGGUCUUGCAACGAAAUUACGGCCUCUGGUUAAGGCACUUCGUGACUCCGACAAGCUCGUGCAGGAAGCCGCCACCGAGUUGGACACGAUGGAAUGGGACGCGGGUAAACUCUGUCGCGGUGGUGGCGACACGCCGACACCUACGAAUGGGCCACCACCUUCCCUUCUGCCGACGGUUCAACCGGAUCCACUCGAUCAGCUGAUCGCGUGCGCUCGAGCACUCACGGAAGACGUUCGUCAGGUCGCCAGUUUCAUUCAGGGAAAUUCCACGUUGUUAUUCAAACGAUCAUCCAUCAUCUCAACGGGCAGCAGCAACAACAGCGGCGCUGGGGAAGACUACGAUUACGUUAAUCUCGACUCACGAGAGAUCGUGGCGAAGCAACGAGAAGAACUGAGAGCAUCUUUACCUCAAGAACUCCGUAGCAGUUACGAUCUACUAGUGUCCGAGGCGGACAAUGCGGCCAUUCAAAUGCCACCCACGACACCAACGCCCAUGGAUCCCAACGACAAACAAUUGUUGGCUUUUUACGCGGCUCAAGUGAUCACACACGGUGCACACCUAACUCAUGCCAUUGACGCCUUCUUGCAAACGGUUGAGCAUAAUCAGCCACCCAAGGUCUUUCUGGCACACGGCAAAUUCGUCGUCCUUAGCGCCCAUCGACUCGUUCACAUAGGUGACACCGUGCAUAGGAAUGUGACAAGAAACGACGUGAGAACGCGAGUUCUUCAAUGUGCGAAUGCCCUGAACGAGGCACUCGCACAGACAGUCUCGAAGACGAAACAGGCAGCACAAUUCUUUCCUAGCGUGACUGCGGUACAAGAGAUGGUCGAUAGCGUCGUUGACGUUUCUCACUUGGCCAAAGAUCUCAAAGUCGCCAUGAUACAUGCUGCGCAGCAACCAUGAAUUUAUUUUUGCACUAGCAAAACGUGAUUGGAUAACGAAAGGUAGAAAAAGUACGAGAGAGCGAUAGACCGAUAGAGCGAUAGAGCGAUAGAGAGAGAGAGAGAGAGAGAAAGAUAGAGAGAGAGAGGAGAGAGAAAGAGAGAGAGAGAGACCGUGAAACGUCGAUAAGAAGUAGAGACGUGACUCUAACAUGAAUUUCUUCAGUAUGCUGAGGAGAGAACAAGAAAAUCAAUGUCUCUUAGAUCGUUCUAUAGUGACUCGAAAGUGUUCAAAGGUCCUACAACGUGAAUGUUUUGAGACGAUAAUCAGUAACGUCGUAAUAUUGUCAGGCGACCGUGAGGGGUUUAAUAUCGUUUAUUAUGACGUUAAUUGUCCUGGAUUUUGACGAUUAAAUGAAUAAGAGUUAGAGGGUGUUGGACGUGUCUUUUUGGAUGAACAGAUAAGACGAAAGAGAAAAAUAUUCUCGGAAUUUAAACGUCUCCCUUUUUCUUCUUUCUAAAGAUAAGGAAUCAAUUUUUAGGCCUACGUUUUAUUAGAAAUACGCAACUGCCAAAGCACAAGUAUAGUAGUAGGGAAGGGAGACCAAUAAAAAAGAAAAAAGAAAAAAAAAGAAAAAAGAAAAAAAAAAGAAAAAAAAGGAAAAAAGAACAAAAAAAAAAAAAAACGGAAAAAAAAUGAUUUAUAUAAAUGUAUUCGAGAAUUAAUGAUAUCGUAGUGUUUUAUAGAGGAAACGUAAUCGUGUCAUUUUUCGAGUAGAUGCGAAAUCCGUACGUCGAAUACACAAACUUGUCCUUCCGUGCUAAUUACGAGUGCUGCGUUCGGAACAAAACGAAAUUUGUUAAUAAUUAUUACCCGCUAUAUAACGAACUGCCUUUUGAACGUGUUUCUGAACGAUUUUAACAGAUUAAAAUAUAACGAACGAGCAAUUUGCGCAAUUUAAUAAAAAGAAGAGAAAAAAAAAAAAAAAAAAAAAAAAAAAAAAAAAAAAAAAAACAAGAAAAAAAGCCCA